This is a messenger RNA of Linnemannia hyalina, 2946 nucleotides long. The record is from the annotation of a GenBank genome assembly. Lineage: Eukaryota; Fungi; Mortierellomycota; Mortierellomycetes; Mortierellales; Mortierellaceae.
AUGCCAAUGGACACACCUGCCGGCGCAGCACCAGACACCAUCAUGACCGACUCGACGACCCCAACCACCACCCCCAGUUCCUUACCUAAUCCUUCCAUCAACGGUGAAAGCAUACAGGUCAAUGGAACAACCACAACAACAUCCAACCUCACUGUAGCAGCUACAGUCCACCUUGUGACCGAAGCUGACAAGGCCGUCCUCGCCAACACCAAUACUAUUGCACAGGAUCUCACACUCUCCGAUAUCGCCCACGCUCCAAUUUUAUCGGCGGCCGACCUUUUGUCUCAGGAUCCUUCGUCCUUGAUCGAACCGAGCCACGGCGUUACAAUAACCCCAUCAAUACCAUCAGUCGAUUUGACACCUCUGACAACUACCGUGCCGGGAUUUGGAGUUUCUAUCCUGCCAGGACUGGAUCUUUCCGUCAACACGGCCAAUGAUGAGUUUAUUAUCAUGGAUAACGGCCUUAUCACAGGAACCACGGAAGCAGUAGAUUCGGGACUCUUGAAUGCUCCAGUAACAACGGUGGCAAAACCGGAUGUAUCGGUGACCCAGGCUGGAGACACACAGUCGAGCAGUGCCCUGCCAGAAAACGCACUCGACUGCAACUUUGGUACCCUGGCAGGAUAUUUUGGUCAACAUGCUCUCGGAGGAUUUGUGGAGUCAAGUCGCAUGAUGGCCGCAGAGGAGUUGGUACUUUCGAAAACUCAGCAGGAAAAUGCCCCCAAGAUAAUUGAAAAGUUCACAAGACUCUUACAGGAGUCGACGCCUGGAUCAGUAAGCACGGCGGGCGAUGGUCUUUCAGGAUCCAGCAAACGACAAAAUUCUAAUAGCGGCGAUUUUAUCUCAGGAACUUUAGAUGGCCAUGAUGCCAUCAAGCGGAGACGAGUCGAUGAUGCGCGCGGCAUGGUUCUUGAGAAUGCCACACGGGACGAGAUUGAGGAGCGGAUGAUUCAGUUCAUGGCCAAUAAGAGAGAACAAAUCAACGAGAGCAAUCGGCAAGAGUUCAUCAAGGGCCGCGUCCCCAAUGUUGACCUCUCAGGGACAAACGCUGAUGCUCAGGAUGCUGAUGCCGAAGAUGACGGGUGUGCAAGAGUCGAUGCCCGAAAGCUCAACAGAACCAUUCAAAUGAAGCUGGAAACGGUCAAGAACGAGGCGCUCACAAAGACGAAUCCCAAGACUCACGCCCAGCAGAGCGAUCUGUCGAUGACAAGCAAUGGACUGGACGAGCGUUUGCGGAAUAUUCAAGUCCAUCUGAAUCUUCGCUUUGCGGCUGCACCUGUCUGUACCAUAGCUGAGCGGAUUCGUAUCGUUGAGGAUGUCAUUAUUCAGUUGGAGCGGGAUUACCCACUUUGGUCGGCACUGCACUUUAACCAACCAAACCGUGCUUUCCCUCCACCACCCUCCGUGACGACAGUGAGCAGGAACGGAAGGAAUCAGAUUGUCAUGUCAGGAGAGCAUCUUCAUACUACCUUAAUCGACAGUGGCGAUCCAGUCGCGAAUCCUGCAGCACUUACUCAAUUCCCUGGUGUGGGCAUGUUACACGCGCCCUCAGGAAGCCCUACAGCUCAAGUCCAGCGACAUGGAGGUCAGGAUACAGGUCUUCGGACGGGAGUUUCAGCUAACACCAGUGUGAACAACAGUCAAGGAGCAGGACCAGCAGUGCAGGCCAGACCAGGUGUGGUUAGCCCAGGCGGUGCGAGUAGUUCAGCAACUGUGAUCAAAUUGAAGCGCCACGGAGGAGCGGGUUCUUCGUCAUUGGCUAGAGCCGUUCAACAACAACUGGCCCAGCGGAAAGCGAAUGCAGCAGCCAGCGGAACAACAGACGACCCCAGACACUCAUACGGCACCGCUCCCUCGUUCAAGGUUACGCCAACACCUCAUCGGGAUUCUCCCUCGGACAGCGGAUCAACUCUGUCAAAGACUGGUGGACACCCCUCGAACUCAAGUCCAGGACGUUCACUCUCACCCAACAUUUCUUUUGCCGACCCACUCAAACCCGGUGUGACAGGAAGGGGACCCAUUAAGUCGAGGAGGAAAUCGAUCGCAAAGGGACUGGACCCAGUGUCGGCGAUGGCUUCGAUGAAUGUUGCGCACGCUGGCAACAUCUUGGGCACUAACCCUGGAGCGGGAAGAAUCGUGGGUGCACCUAUGUCACUGGGCAGCCAACCCUCGGUUAUGUUGGAGGCGUCGCUUGGUUCACUUGCUGCGUCAAAAGCUAAAGCUGCGUCAGCGAAAAAGCCACGCAAAAAGAAGGGCGAUGAGGGUGCCGAUUUGUCUGGGGUCGCUAAGCUGGCAAGUCGGCCAGGAGCAGGAAGAGGCAAGGGAGGCUUUGGACUUGGCAAGGGCAAGGGAAGUGGCCGUCCAGCGAUGGGACUUGGUCUCGGCAAGGGCAAGGGAGGCGCCUAUCGUCAGGAAUUGCUCCGUCAGGCAGAGGUGGAGGAGUUUGAUGAUUACAGCGAUGAGGACGUCGAUGACGAUGGAAAUUUCCAGUCUAAUUCUGCGAGCACGAUAUUGGGAACUAUGGCCAAGGCACCGGCAGGCACAGGAAACGGAUCAUUGACGGCUGGCAACACGACGACGUUUGAGAACGACAACUCUGCGCUGGCGCAUCUCGUUAGCAGCGCCCUCAAGGAGGCGAAUGCUGAAGCAUUAGCACAGCAAAAGAAACAGCGAGAGCAGCAACAACAACAGCAACAGCAACAGCAACAAGCACCAGCACCAACGAUAGCCAAGGCAAAGAAGGCACCUAAGAAGCCAUCAACGCCAGCUAAGCCUCCACCAGUGCGCAAGUUUGGCGGAAAGAGUUUUGGUAUGGUGGGUGGUGAGAGUUCUGGUAGCAGUAACGAGAGCAGCGACGGCGAGGGCAGUGGUAGUAGCGGGUCUCAGAGCGACUCUUCGUCGUCGAGCGGCAGUAUCAGUGGAUCCGACCCAGGGGAUUCCGACUGA